AUGCCUAUCAGCAAAAAGGAUAGAAGAAACAAGGAGCACAAGAGGGCAGAUGCCGCCGGAACUCGUGCUCCUGUCAAGGCCAACGGUCUCCCUGUCAAGGCCCCCAAGCCUACCUCUAUCUGCCAAAACUGCCGCAAGGAGAUUGUUAACACGAACAAGCUCCAGCUUGAAGUGCAUGCUUCGACACACGAUGCGAAGUUGUGGCCUAAGGAGAAGUGCUGGCCCAACGAUUUCCAGUAG
This is a messenger RNA of Fusarium poae, 240 nucleotides long. RefSeq lists its product as uncharacterized. The record is from RefSeq and is a predicted model, not a curated record. The transcript is spliced from 4 exons. Bases 1 to 240 code for a protein of 79 amino acids. NCBI's taxonomy places the organism in Eukaryota, Fungi, Ascomycota, Sordariomycetes, Hypocreales, Nectriaceae.